This is a messenger RNA of Cucurbita maxima (winter squash), 1207 nucleotides long. RefSeq names its product abscisic acid receptor PYR1-like. The coding region runs from base 51 to 761 and encodes 236 amino acids. Gene Ontology annotation, molecular function: signaling receptor activity; abscisic acid binding; protein phosphatase inhibitor activity. Gene Ontology annotation, biological process: abscisic acid-activated signaling pathway. The transcript has 2 exons. The record is from RefSeq and is a predicted model, not a curated record. Gene Ontology annotation, cellular component: cytoplasm; nucleus. NCBI's taxonomy places the organism in Eukaryota, Viridiplantae, Streptophyta, Magnoliopsida, Cucurbitales, Cucurbitaceae.
UCAUCCGUCUAAAACCCGACAUUUGGACGAGAAAAGCGCUUAAAACAUAAAUGGAAAUGGGUGAACCGUCAGAAAUCGACCACCACCACCUCGACUCUGCCACCGCCACCGCCACCGCCACAACCCACCACCUCAACGUCCCGGCCGGAUUAUCUCAGCACGAGUUUGACGACCUGAAGCAUCUCGUCUUCCAAUUUCACACCUACGAACUCCGCCCAGGCCAAUGCUCCUCUCUCCUCUCUCAACUCAUCCGAGCGCCGCGCGAUGUCGUUUGGUCCGUCGUCCGCCGCUUCGAUAAGCCUCAGAUUUACAAGCACUUCAUUAAGAGCUGUUCCGUCGCCGAAGACUUCAUAAUGACCGUAGGAUGCACCAGAGAUGUCUAUGUAAUCUCCGGCCUCCCGGCGGCGACAAGUACAGAGCGACUCGAUAUACUCGACGACGAUCAGUAUGUGAUAGGUUUUAGUAUCACCGGCGGCGACCAUCGAUUGAGGAACUACCGGUCAGUAACGACGGUGCACGAGAUGGAGCGCGAUGGUCAGAUCUGGACUGUCGUUUUGGAAUCGUACAUCGUAGAUGUGCCGGAAGGGAAUACGGAAGAGGAUACGCGUCUAUUUGCAGAUACGGUUGUGAAAUUGAAUCUGCAGAAGCUUACAUCCGUCACGGAAGGAAUGGCUCGUGCUGCUGCUGCUACUGCUGCUGCUACUGCUGCUACUGCUGCAGACUGUGAGUAUGGAUUUCUUGAACGAAGAACAACGAAAUAGCCUCUACUUCCAACAAGAAAACGAACUGAUAUUGAUAUUUAUCAAGUAUUCUUUAAUUUCCUUACUCAUUCUUCCUUGAUUUUGUUCUUAAUUUGUUCUCACUCGUUUCUUCUCGUUGUGUUGGGGGAAUUUGGUGUGCGACUGUGAGUAUGGAUUUCUUGAAUGAAGAACAACAAAAUAGCCUCAACUGAUAUUGAUAUUGAUCAAGUAUCCUUUAAUUUCGUUACUCAUAUUUGCUUUCAUUCCGUGUGCUUCAAUUCAAAAUUUGAAUGAUUAUGAUAGGAAUCAAGUAUAACAGUGACAUUUCAGGCCAUAUAUGCAAAAUCUGAAUGGCGGUUGUGCUUCUGGACAUACAUGUAUGUACUCUGUACCAUUGAUCUCUCCGUAAUUUACUCUGUUUUUCCUGUGUUUGGGGCUGAAAUUGGAAAGUAUGUUAUGAGUUUUCU